This is a messenger RNA of Lactuca virosa, 792 nucleotides long. NCBI's taxonomy places the organism in Eukaryota, Viridiplantae, Streptophyta, Magnoliopsida, Asterales, Asteraceae. The record is from the annotation of a GenBank genome assembly.
AUGGAAGCCAUUGACUCUCAGGAUCCUGAUGAACCCUUGGAUUAUUCGGUCUACAUGCCUAGUCUCUAUGCUGCAUUACAGGCUAUUCAAAAGGUGAUUGUAUAUGCUUCAGAUCCACUGCUGAGGAAAAAAGCUUUUGAUACUUUCAAAAUGGUGCUUGCAGAUGUUCCAGCUUCUUUAAGAUUUGACAUCUUGAUGGCUUUAAUAAAAAACAGCGAUUUAUCCUCCAUGAUUGCAAUUCUUCUUGGUUGUGUCAAAGAAGAAAUGUACAAGGAGUAUCCAAAAAAGAUUUCAGGACAAAAUAGAGAUGCAAAAGAAGAAAAUAAAGCUGUUCAAAGUACAUUGUCAUUUUGGACAGUUAGUGUUCUUGAUUGUGUGGAGUUUGUCUUAAAGCCACCAAAGGGUGGGCCCCCUUCUCUCCCUGAAUUCACCGAUGCUGUGUUAUCAGCACUUAAUCUCUACAGAUUCAUAUUGAUCACUGAGUCAUCAGGGAAAACAAACUACACGGAAGUGUUGUUGAAGAACAAGUUGCAGAAGGUGUACAGAGAAUGGCUUGAACCAUUAAGAAGUUUGGUCUCUGGUGUAAGUGCUGGGGACAACGAUGGUCAACUGGCAAUUGCUCUUAAUCCUCUAGAGUUUGUUUUAUAUCGAUGUAUUGAACUAGUUGAAGAGAAUCUCAAGCAUACUACUUAGGCCCACUUCAUGUAUGCUCAUGUUGUAUUUUACUGUGUUUGAAUUGCAUUGGAUUGAGAUGAUGAGAUGUCAACAAUUGUUAUUUUAAUACCCACCAGC